AUGACCAACCUCGGAGGCAUGCUGUAUGCAGUGAUCCUGCUUGUUUUGUGCACUGGCUAUGUGGAUGUCACGAGGGGACAGAAAACUGACCCUACUGAAGUGAACGCUCUCAAGGCAAUCAAAGGCAGUCUGGUUGAUCCUUCUAAUAAGCUUAAGAAUUGGGGCAGUGGGGAUCCAUGCACAUCCAAUUGGACAGGAAUCAUCUGUAACAAGAUACCAAGCGAUUCAUAUCUUCAUGUAACAGAGAUACAGUUGUUUAAGAUGAAUCUUUCUGGAACUUUGGCACCAGAGAUUGGUCUCCUAUCCCAGUUGAAACAAUUGGACUUCAUGUGGAACAAUUUAACUGGUAACAUCCCAAAAGAAGUUGGAAAUAUCACAACACUGAAGCUCAUAACUUUGAAUGGUAACCAGUUAUCUGGUUCUUUGCCUGAGGAGAUCGGUUAUCUGAAGAACUUAAACAGAUUACAAAUAGACGAGAACAACAUAUCAGGCCCCAUACCUAAAUCAUUUGCUAACUUAACAAGCAUUAAACAUCUUCACAUGAAUAAUAACUCAUUAAGUGGGCAAAUCCCAUCUGAGUUGUCCAGCUUGCCUGCACUCCUUCAUCUCCUUGUUGAUAACAAUAAUUUAUCUGGGCCUCUUCCACCAGAAUUAGCAGAUACACGUAGUUUGGAAAUACUUCAGGCUGAUAAUAACAACUUCAGUGGAAACUCCAUCCCUGCUGAAUACAGCAACAUACGAACACUUCUAAAGCUGAGUCUAAGGAACUGCAGUUUGCAAGGAGCUGUUCCAGAUUUGAGUGCCAUACCUAAAUUUGGCUACUUGGAUCUUAGCUGGAACCAGUUGAACGGAUCUAUACCGACUAAUAGGCUUGCUUCAAAUAUCACUACAAUUGAUUUAUCACAUAACUUUCUUCAAGGAACUAUUCCAUCAACCUUCUCAGGGCUACCUGAUCUUCAGUUCUUGUCAGUCAAUGGGAACCUCAUAAACGGUUCUGUUCCACCGACAAUUUGGAGUAACAUUACUUUUACGGGAAAUAGAACCCUUGUUCUAGACUUCCAAAAUAACUCCUUUGACGCUAUUCCAUAUGCAUUUGAGCCUCCAGAAGCUGUCACGGUUCUACUUUAUGGAAACCCUGUAUGUACGACAUCUAAUGCAGCACGAGCAGCUAAUCUUUGCCAACCUACUUCUGUAACUGAUGAAGCACCAUCUGGAGAGGGAAGGCAAGUUAGUACGACGUGUACUCCUUGCCCAACAGAUCAUGAAUACAAUCCAGCAUCCCCUAUACCUUGCUUAUGUGCUGUGCCUCUGGGAGUUGGAUUUCGACUAAAGAGUCCAGCAAUAUCAGACUUCCUACCCUAUAAAGAAGCCUUUGAGAACGACUUAACCUCUCUGCUGGAAUUGCGUGUUUAUCAGCUGUACAUUGAACGGUAUAUAAGGGAGCCUGGACCAAGGCUGAAUACGCAUUUAAAGUUAUUUCCAAAUAAUACGAAUUUAUUCAAUAUGGCUGAGGUGCUGCGGCUCAGGGAAGUACUUGCUGGAUGGCAGAUCACUCUAAAAGAUGAGUUUGGUCCAUAUGAGCUUCUCAAUUUCACACUUGGUCCCUAUGCAGAUGAACUUCCUACUACGGUGUCAUCAGGUUUAAAAGGUGGUGCACUUGCUGGGAUUUUGGUAGGGACAAUUGUUGCUGCCAUUGCAGUAUCUGUGUUUUCUACAAUUUUUAUAAUGAAAAGGCGCAGAAAACAACGGACAAUUUCAAGACGGUCAUUACUUUCAAGGUUUUCUGUCAAGGUUGAUGGCGUGAAAUGCUUCACAUUUGACGAAAUGGCUGCGGCAACAAGGGAUUUUGAUAUUUCAGCUCAAGUUGGUCAAGGAGGUUAUGGAAAAGUUUACAGAGGAAAUUUAGCUGAUGGAACAGCUGUGGCAAUCAAACGUGCACAUGAAGAUUCUCUGCAAGGUUCAAAGGAGUUCUGCACAGAAAUAGAAUUGUUGUCAAGAUUACAUCAUCGUAAUUUGGUUUCUCUUGUUGGCUAUUGUGAUGAAGAAGACGAGCAGAUGCUGGUGUAUGAGUUCAUGCCCAAUGGUACCCUACGUGAUCAUCUUUCUGCUAAGAUUGAAAGACCUCUGAGCUUUGGUCAGAGGGUCAAUAUUGCGCUUGGUGCUGCAAAAGGAAUUCUAUAUCUACAUACCGAGGCAAAUCCUCCUAUAUUUCACCGUGACGUUAAGGCCAGCAAUAUUCUUCUAGAUUCCAAGUUUGUAGCAAAGGUGGCUGACUUUGGUCUUUCGAGGCUUGCUCCAGUGCCUGAUAUUGAAGGGACUUUGCCAGCUCAUAUCUCCACCGUUGUUAAGGGCACCCCAGGCUAUCUCGAUCCAGAAUAUUUCCUGACUCAUAAACUGACGGAAAGAAGUGACGUGUAUAGCUUAGGUGUUGUUUUUCUUGAACUAUUGACUGGAAUGAAGCCAAUCCAGCAUGGUAAAAACAUUGUUAGAGAGGUAAACAUAGCUUACCAGUCAGGUGACGUUUCCGGGAUCAUUGACAGCCGGAUGUCCUCAUACCCUCCGGAAUGCGUGAAGAGGUUCCUCUCCCUCGCAAUAAGGUGCUGCCGGGACGAGACCGAAGCGAGGCCCUACAUGGCCGACAUUGUCAGAGAGCUCGAGACCAUCCGGAGCAUGCUGCCCGAGGGAGAGGACGUGCUGUCCUCGACCUCGGGAUCGGGCUUGCUGACGAAGUCCAUGUCAUCGUCCUCGAACACCACCACCGGGGCCCUCUAUGUGUCGUCGCAUAUUUCCGGCAGUGGUCAGGCGGACAGUGGCAUCCCCUCCGGGAUGGUGGCUCCUCGGUAG
Molecule: messenger RNA, 2844 nt
Organism: Miscanthus lutarioriparius
Lineage: Eukaryota; Viridiplantae; Streptophyta; Magnoliopsida; Poales; Poaceae
Source: the annotation of a GenBank genome assembly